AUGUCGGCGGCAACGGGUCUGCGCUUCGCACUCAACGAGAUCAGACAGUUCGUGUCUCCAUGGGUUCCCCUGACCAUUGUGGGUGUCCCCUGCUUCGCGAACGCUUACGGCAUGAUCAUGUUCAAGCAUCACAGUUUUUUCAACAACAAGCCAAACGAGAACGUGUCGAGGUUCGAAGGGGAAGCUAAGGGUGGAGACCACUAA
Besnoitia besnoiti is the source of this 204-nucleotide messenger RNA. RefSeq lists its product as uncharacterized. The transcript has a single exon. The coding region runs from base 1 to 204 and encodes 67 amino acids. Lineage: Eukaryota; Apicomplexa; Conoidasida; Eucoccidiorida; Sarcocystidae. The record is from RefSeq and is a predicted model, not a curated record.